Molecule: messenger RNA, 486 nt
Organism: Besnoitia besnoiti
Lineage: Eukaryota; Apicomplexa; Conoidasida; Eucoccidiorida; Sarcocystidae
Exons: 3
Coding region: 1-486 (161 amino acids)
Source: RefSeq, a predicted model, not a curated record
AUGGAAAAGCAUGGAUCGAUCUCGACCGCCCAACUCUCCUCCUGGGGGGCGAUGUCCCGCGAAAAAAUUUCGCAAGCUCUCAAGCACUACGUCGAACAAGUUCAGCAGGGUGACCCUAUCUACGUCGCGCUCGCGCUCUUCGUCGCCUUCUUUCUGGUCGUCGGAAUCUCCUACCUCCAGUACCACCGCGGGCCUGCGACGCCACAGAAAAAAGCAGCGAAGCAACGAUCGCGCAGUAGCAAGAAGAAAGGCGGCGCAAACACGUCGGGCUCGAGCAGCCAGUUGACUCCUUCUGGUGACGAGGAGGUUCAGAACUUGGAGGCGCUGAGAAAGGGCAAGAAGAGCGGAAAAGCGAAGGGAGAUGCAGGGGCGAAUGAGGCCGUGCAAGCCCCGCAGGAAGAGCCGCGGCCUGCAGACGAUGCGGCGGCGGACGGCGAGGGAUGGCAGGUGGUCACGAAGAAGAAGAACAAGAAGAAGGCGAACUGA